Messenger RNA from Anoplophora glabripennis (Asian longhorned beetle), 2910 nucleotides. It is a transcript of the gene pasha, whose product is annotated as microprocessor complex subunit DGCR8. NCBI's taxonomy places the organism in Eukaryota, Metazoa, Arthropoda, Insecta, Coleoptera, Cerambycidae. Gene Ontology annotation, biological process: primary miRNA processing. Gene Ontology annotation, molecular function: identical protein binding; primary miRNA binding; double-stranded RNA binding. The record is from RefSeq and is a predicted model, not a curated record. The transcript is spliced from 2 exons. Bases 275 to 1969 code for a protein of 564 amino acids. Gene Ontology annotation, cellular component: microprocessor complex.
UAUCUUGUAAGUCAAAAAGUCAGUUAAAUGCCAUCGAUUUUCUCAAAUUUAGUGAGUUCGUAGUGAAUUACAUCUCUUUCCUAAUUGUCACUACAAAUUACCAUUCGUAUUUAUUAAAAUAGUUAGUAUCCAUCUAGCCUCUUUUGAAACAAAUUGUUUUCCGCGGUGCUUUUCAAUGAAUAUUUCAAUUGUUGGUUGAAUAUUGGUUGAAAUAUUCUUUUGAUUGUUACCGUGUGGAGACAAAACAACAGUUUGACAAAAACUACUCGAAGAAAUGGAAAGCUCCUCAAAUGGCAUUGAUUACACUGAUGUAAAUGGGAUUAAUGAAGUUUCAAGUUGUCCUUUUAAUGGGUCAAAUUCUCUAGCAAAUGGUCAUGAGGUAAACAAAUUUCAUAUCCUAGACGAAACGGAGGAAAACGAUGAGUCUGAUAAUUCUGGUGAUUAUGAUUCUGACAUUCCUGACGAUGAAAUCCAAAAAAUGCUGGAAGAAGCUCUGGAAAAAAAGAAGCGAAAAGCUUCUGAAGCAGGUCUGGACAUUGAAGAGGAUAAGAUACCUUUUGAAGAAAAAGUAAAAGAAAUACUAAUAGAAAAGGGUCAAAACCACUUCGAUGUACUUCCAGAAGGAUGGAUUAAAGUAACGCAUAACAGCGGCAUGCCUUUAUAUUUACAUAAGACUUCGAGAGUAUGUACAUUAUCUAGACCUUAUUUUUUAGGACCAGGAUCAGUUAGAAAACAUCAAAUACCAGUCAACGCCAUACCAUGUUUAAGCUACAAACGAGCUUUAGACAAAGAAGUUGAUCAGAAUGAUACAGCAAUGGUUAAUGAAAAUUGCGAUCAGGAAUUACCUAAUGCUAGAAUAGAGACUGUACAAGAAAAUUUGCAAACUCAAAACAUUUCCCCCGAACAAGUUAGAGAAUAUUGUCGAAAAUUAUUUCAGUUUCAAUCAAUGACAGUAUUGAGAUUCAAAUCAUGGUCUGAAAGGAGAAAGUUUGCAAAAAAACAGAAACACGAGAAGCAGUUACAACGCCCUACGUUGCCAGAUGGAACUAAAUUGAUAACAUUCCCUAUAAAAAAUUCUGACAAUUCUGACAAUAAUCCUAAUACUAAAAAAGAAUGGAUUAUGAACCCAAAUGGCAAGUCUUAUGUUUGUAUUUUACACGAGUAUGUCCAACAUGCUCUGAAAAAACAGCCUACAUACCAGUUUACCGAAUUAGAAAAUGCAGCUACACCUUAUGCUGCUACUGUUAUGAUUAAAGAUAUGCGGUAUGGAAUUGGAUAUGGUACUAGCAAAAAGCAAGCUAAAUCAGAAGCAGCUAAAGCUACUUUGGAAAUUUUAAUACCCGAAAUGAAGUCCAAAAUUACUAGUGAUGCUCAGUCAGGUGCAACAGGGAAGAAGCCGGAAGAACACGAUUUAUCAUUUUUUGAUGAAAUAAGGGUGGAGGAUCCGAGGGUAGCUGAAUUUUGUGCUAAAACGACAGAGCCAGCUCCAUAUGACAUUCUGUUAACAUGUCUCCAAAGGAAUUUUGGUUUAGAUGAUUUACACAUAAGCUACCAAGGUAACACUUCUCGACAUCAAGGAAAAGGAAAUGAAUUUACCAUGACAGUUGGUAAACACACGGCUACGGUAGCAUGCAAGAACAAACGAGACGGGAAACAACGCGCGUCUCAAGCCAUUUUACAGGCAUUGCAUCCAAGCAUUACAUCCUGGGGAUCUCUUUUGCGUCUUUAUGGCAAUCGGUCUGUUAAAAGUUUCAAGGAGAAGAAGAUGGAAGAGCAGGAAAUAACGUCCUUGCAAAGCAAAGCGGCCAUAAAUCAACCAAAUUAUGCCAUAUUAAAUAAAUUAAUGGUCGAAUUAGGUAAACUUGGAGAAAAACGAAAAGCUGUAAAACCGAUAGGGGUUUUAGAUACAGUGGAAUCUGCCGCUGUUCCUAAACUAUCUACAGCAAAUCUGAAAAGUGUGGAUUUAUGAAGUGUAGCUGCGUUGUUAGAACGUUUAAUUUCAAUAAGUAGUUUAUUUAUGUACUGUUUGUUAAUAUGAAAUACGCUUUGUUUAUAAUCUUGAACUUUUAGAGAAGAACUUCAGAUAAUUUUUUCUUGCCAAAUAGGCAACCGAUCAUAGACACUAAUUUUUCCAUUGCGACGCAGUUUGUCUUUAUCUUCAAUGGUACAAAUGUGUUAAUGAAGCCAAAUAUAAUAAAGGUUGAAAUAUUUUGAAACUAAACAAAAAUUUAAGUUAGAUGUCACAUUAAACGAUUUUUGACUUGAUAAUUGUUCAAGAAAUUGUUACAAUUUUUAGAAUAAAAAUGCCAAUCAUGACAGACUUAUAACAAAUUAUAUUUAUAUUAAUGUAACUGCAAUUACAUUCGAUUUAAGCGUAACAUAUUUUUUAAACAUUUAAAAUAGUUGCAAAGCUGUAGAACUAAAAUUAAUACUGUUACAUAAAUAUUAUUUCACUAAAAUUGUUUCCAAUUUCUUGAUCAGUUUAUGUAGCAAGGAAAUGUUCCACCAUUUUUCAGGGUGCAUAUCAAUCUAGAAUUAUCUAGAAUUUCAUUGCUGAAUUGUCUAAUCAGGGAAUUUGUCUACUUUACAUGGAAUUUUUUAAAAUUCCAAUAGCAAUCGAUCUUUAUUAGUAAACUAGUUCAUGCUGAUAGUAUUUACAUUUUUUAUAUAUGUAUAUGUAUAAAUAUAGUGAAAGCUUAAAAGUUUCCACUAAAUGGACAUUUUUCUUUUUUAAGAAAAAAAAAUCCCAAUUUUUGCCCAUCUGUAUAUCCAAUAAGUACAACUUGGACAUAAUGAGCAAUUUUUAAUUCAGGGGACAUUAAUCCACUAAAAUUUAAGAUAUUUUAUUUUUACAAAAAAUAUCAGGAUUAUUAAUCAAAUCUAGUAUCUUUUAUUUAUUUUGAUAUUGAA